This is a messenger RNA of Tinamus guttatus (white-throated tinamou), 1519 nucleotides long. The record is from RefSeq and is a predicted model, not a curated record. NCBI's taxonomy places the organism in Eukaryota, Metazoa, Chordata, Aves, Tinamiformes, Tinamidae.
AUGCGUAGAAAUCCAUUUGGGAUGGACAUUUGCUGUCGGAAGGGAUCCAGAAGCCCACUCCAGGAGCUGUAUAAUCCCACCCAGUUGUCCAACACAGCGAUUCUUCACCAGGUCAGACGAGACCAAGUGACAGACACCUGCCGAGCAAACAGUGUCUCGAGCAGGAAACGCCGAGUGCUGACGCCCAACGAUCUCAAACAUCUGGUGGUGGAUGAAGACCAUGAAAUGAUCUAUUGUUACGUUCCCAAAGUGGCCUGCACAAACUGGAAGAGAGUCAUGAUGGUUUUGACAGGAAGAGGCAAGUACAGUGAUCCGAUGGAAAUACCAGCCAAUGAAGCCCAUGUGUCUUCAAAUUUGAAGACCCUCAACCAAUACAGCAUCCCAGAAAUCAACCACCGCUUGAAAAACUACAUGAAGUUCCUAUUUGUUCGGGAGCCUUUCGAGAGGCUGGUGUCAGCCUACAGGAACAAGUUCACCCAGAAGUACAACACUUCCUUUCACAAGAGAUACGGCACCAAAAUCGUGAGGCGUCAGAGAAAAAAUGCGACCCAGGAAGCUCUGCGGAAAGGUGAUGACGUGAAAUUUGAGGAGUUUGUGGCGUAUCUCAUCGACCCGCACACGCAAAGGGAAGAGCCCUUCAACGAGCACUGGCAGACUGUGUACUCCCUCUGCCACCCCUGCCACAUUCACUACGACCUCAUAGGAAAAUACGAAACGCUCGAGGAGGAUUCCAACUACAUCCUCCAGCUCGCGGGAGUCGGCAACUACCUGAAGUUCCCCACCUAUGCAAAGUCCACGAGAACUACUGACGAAAUGACCACAGAGUUCUUCCAGAACAUCAGCUCGGAGCACCAAACGCAGCUCUAUGAAGUCUACAAACUUGAUUUUUUAAUGUUCAAUUACUCAGUGCCAAGCUACCUGAAAUUGGAAUGAGGGAUGGGUUGGGGGAGAGAGGGGAGAGAAAGCCUGUUUUAUUUAAGAUUUUUAUUUGUCAUAAUAAAUAUGGAGAAUGGGUUAUUUUGUAAAUUAAUAUUUUCUUUUUUUUUUUUUGAAUGAUGCUGCGAGCAGCACAGUCAAAAUUAUUUAAAUCAACUGUAAGAAAGGACAGCUCUCUUUGCAGGGUAACAGCAUUGUGACGAUCUAGCUGUAGAAAUGAAUAAUUCUGCUACACUGUUUUAAAAUGUUACUUGUGUUCUGGUGACUUUCCUUGAUCUUGCAUUCCUCAAAUUCUAAUUAAUGUUAUUUAUACUUAUUUAAAACAUGGUCUCUCGGUAGGUUUCACUUUAGCAGCAUAAACAAGAUAGCGUGGACAAAAGGAAUCUGGUUUUGUACUUUCCUCAGUUGAGCUCGUCUCUAGAUAUUAAUACUCCUCCAUUAGGCUUUCAUGCUGGUAAAUGUGGGAGUGGUUCUUGAUAACCACAUCUUGAAAAAUACUGGUGGAAAUAAUUUCUUCAGAGAAUGAUAUUGCACUUAGGCAUGCUGAAAGGCUGUCUUACUAGUCCUGUGAGGAAAAAAAAUC